This is a messenger RNA of Lagopus leucura (white-tailed ptarmigan), 2106 nucleotides long. RefSeq names its product cellular retinoic acid binding protein 1 (gene CRABP1). Lineage: Eukaryota; Metazoa; Chordata; Aves; Galliformes; Phasianidae. Gene Ontology annotation, cellular component: cytosol; nucleus. Bases 1210 to 1842 code for a protein of 210 amino acids. The transcript is spliced from 5 exons. The record is from RefSeq and is a predicted model, not a curated record. Gene Ontology annotation, molecular function: fatty acid binding. Gene Ontology annotation, biological process: fatty acid transport.
GAGCCGAGAGGCUGAGCGCGCGGGUCUGUGCUCAGCCGCUGCGUUGCGCUGUGCGCUUCGCAGGUUCCUUAGCUGGUCACACCGAGACAGCCAACGUUACGUGAGGAACCGCCCGCUGGCCUUGCAGCUGUCCUAAAGCAUUUUUUGGACGGCGUGGACAUAACUGUAGCGCCCUUCAGUGCCAUCCCGGCUGUUUCCGUCAGCCCCAAGCCCGCCUCGCCGCGGGCCGCUGGCUCACCGCAUAGCAGCUCUGCCCCGCGCCCUGGGGCUGCGGUCAGAGCGUUGUAUUUAUAUGUCCUCAUCUCAUAACUCACACCAGGAUUUACCAUUCAACACUUGCCCAGCCUUUCUCAAAAGCCAAAUUUAUCAAGAUCUCAAGGUCAACCAAACCUCCCUACAGCAUAAAGGUAAUACAGUUAAUUAACUGUGAGUUUCUGCUCUGCACUUAGGUGAGCACUACAACACUCAGCUGUUGUCAGCCACAUCAGCUCCUCUCCCUCGUCCAUAGUAAAUAAUCCAUUAAGUAGCGGGGAUGAGAAAAGUGAUAGUGGUAUUUGAAGUUAUCUGUGGCAGAUAGUGGGAAAGCAUAAGAGAUGACUUGAGGAUGGAACAACGUGGUCACCUUGGAAAUGACUAUAACACCACUGCCACCAUAGGGUUCGAAUGGAUGACAGGUGCCUUUCGGGGCUGAUCCAUGGAUUUCAGGUUUGGUUUUCCACAAUAGGGUUCUGUGUAGAAACUGUAGUGCCUGCAGGCACUGCGGAAACAAAGAGCUGCCUCACGCAGAGCUCGGGGUCAGCAUGCGGAUUUACACCGUCUGCCCGUUGUGGGGCAGCAGCAUCAAGACAAUCUCCGCUCCUUGUGGUGGCAAAGGGUUGGCAUUCACAGAGACACGUUAAUCAGCUGAUAUUGCUGUGUUAGGGACUCUGAACAGUUGUGGCAAGACUCCUCGGCUUACAUUGCCCAACGUGGCCCUCGGAAACUGCUGAGAGAUUGUUUUCCUGGGAGUGAAUUGGAACUGUAUUUGCAGUUUGCUCAUGCAUUUCAAGUACCUGUCCCCUUCAUCAAGUUCCACAAAGACAGUUACACAUAGAACGUACACUUUUUCCUUGAAAGACAGUUAUAUGGGAACUGCUGAGUCCUAGCCUACCCCACUGAUGGAGACCUGUGGGAAGAACCCAGUCAGCCCUGGGAGCACAGGUGAAGGCAAUGCAGCUGUGUGAGCAGGAGUGGAGCCUGGCUGCACCUCUCUUAGACCCCAUUGAAGGGCUGACUGCCACUGGGGAAGGAUCUCUUCCUGGAGAUCCCUCCUUGGAGCUUUUCCCUGUGAACCUGGAGUCUUCUGAUACAGCCGCGGUCCGCCCCGCUCACACGGUGCCCGAGCCGCAGAGCAAGCAGCAGCGUCGCGUCCUCGCCGCCCGCCCCGCCAUGCCCAACUUCGCCGGCACCUGGAAGAUGAGGAGCAGCGAGAAUUUCGACGAGCUCCUUAAAGCGCUGGGUGUCAACGCCAUGCUCAGGAAGGUGGCGGUGGCGGCCGCCUCCAAACCCCACGUGGAGAUCCGCCAGGACGGGGACCAGUUCUACAUCAAAACUUCCACCACUGUCCGCACCACGGAGAUCAACUUCAAAAUCGGGGAGAGCUUCGAGGAGGAGACGGUGGAUGGCCGAAAAUGCAGGAGUUUGGCCACUUGGGAGAAUGAAAACAAGAUCUAUUGCAAACAAACUCUUAUUGAGGGAGAUGGUCCUAAAACAUACUGGACUCGAGAAUUAGCUAAUGAUGAGCUGAUUUUGACCUUUGGUGCUGAUGAUGUUGUGUGCACAAGAAUUUAUGUAAGAGAGUAAAAACAUCCAUUUACUUGUCACCUGGGAUGAAGUGGAGAGCUGUGGAAAGCCCCAGUAGAAUGAGUAUUUGUGUGUGCUGUUACUGAUGCGGUGUUGUAUGUGACCGUGUGUGUUCUAUCUGAAUCUGUAUCCUGUUAAGUGUAUUUUACUUUAUUUUUCAUCACAGAUGUUACUCCUUUCUCACUUUUAUGCGGUCAUUUUUUUGCGUCUGCUUUGUAUUCUGUAGUUGUCAUUUGCAAUGGUUUUACCAAUUAUUAAACUUAU